CCAUUUUGCAUGGUGUUUAACGGGUUUGGGGUAAAAGUCUGCAGGAGGAUACAUAAGCUGAGAGGGAACCCGGUGGAAGGAUGUCCAGACGACAGCGUGUAGAUUUGGGCGAUGAUUAUUCUCCGGGUAAAAAGAGACCCUCGGAUAGGCGUGACCGCGACAGAGAGCGCGAUGACCGGCCCAGGGAUCGGGACAGAGACGUGAAGCCCUCCAGCGUGCCCCGCAGCGUGGCUUCGUCUGGCAGUGGGGGCUUCUCCAAACAGCCCUCCCUCCAGCAGCAGACCAACCCCUACACCAACCUGCCCCACACGCCUCGCUACUACGACAUCCUGAAGAAGCGCCUGCAGCUGCCUGUGUGGGAGUACAGAGAGCGCUUCACCGACAUCCUCAUGCAGAACCAGUGCUUUGUCCUUGUCGGGGAGACGGGAUCUGGGAAAACCACACAGAUCCCUCAGUGGUGUGGGGACAUGGUGCUGGCAGUGGAGGGUCCGAAGAGAGCGGUGGCCUGCACCCAGCCUCGCAGGGUCGCCGCCAUGAGCGUCGCCCAGAGGGUCGCCGAUGAGAUGGAUGUGAUGCUGGGCCAAGAGGUGGGCUACGCCAUCCGGUUUGAGGACUGCAGCUCUGCCAAGACGGUGCUCAAGUACAUGACAGAUGGAAGGCUGCUGCGGGAGGCCAUGAACGAUCCUCUGCUCGAGCGCUACGGUGUCAUCAUCCUGGAUGAGGCCCACGAGCGCACGUUAGCCACAGAUAUCCUCAUGGGGGUCCUCAAGGAGGUCGUCCGCCAGAGGGCUGACCUCAAGGUCAUCGUCAUGAGUGCCACGCUCGACGCCGGAAAGUUCCAGGUGUACUUUGACAACUGUCCACUGCUGACCAUCCCCGGGCGCACCCACCCCGUGGAGAUCUUCUACACCCCCGAACCGGAGCGGGACUACCUGGAGGCGGCCAUCCGAACCGUGGUCCAGAUCCACAUGUGCGAGGUGGAUGAAGGCGACCUGCUGCUCUUCCUCACCGGACAAGAG
Messenger RNA from Notothenia coriiceps (black rockcod), 1019 nucleotides. RefSeq names its product putative pre-mRNA-splicing factor ATP-dependent RNA helicase DHX15. NCBI's taxonomy places the organism in Eukaryota, Metazoa, Chordata, Actinopteri, Perciformes, Nototheniidae. Gene Ontology annotation, cellular component: spliceosomal complex; intracellular anatomical structure. The transcript has 5 exons. The annotation marks the transcript as partial. Gene Ontology annotation, molecular function: RNA binding; RNA helicase activity; ATP binding. The record is from RefSeq and is a predicted model, not a curated record.